Messenger RNA from Exophiala dermatitidis NIH/UT8656, 5810 nucleotides. RefSeq lists its product as uncharacterized. Gene Ontology annotation, cellular component: cytosol. The transcript has 2 exons. NCBI's taxonomy places the organism in Eukaryota, Fungi, Ascomycota, Eurotiomycetes, Chaetothyriales, Herpotrichiellaceae. The coding region runs from base 518 to 1828 and encodes 436 amino acids. The record is from RefSeq and is a predicted model, not a curated record.
GGCGUCUGCACGCCUCAGGCCCUUGUCCUGGUCGGAAAAACCCUUCCUCAUCUCUCCAUUAUUAUUCAAGUUAUGAUCGUACCCAGUCUCGUUCACGUUGGUUUCAGGGCUGUUCGGAUCCAGUGCACGCAAGCCCUUUGACAUUCGCCUAUUCGAUGGCUUGACGGGGCACUCUGUCGCAGAUGAUACUAAUAUCUCCGUCACCCGCCCUCCACCUGGUCCAAAGAUCCCUUAUCCCCCCAGUGCAUGUUCACAUCAACACCACGAACAUUCAACAACAUCCAAGUCACAUCGCACUCCUUCACUUCUACUACGUUGAUGAGUGUCCCUGAGAAGACAACCUAAACACACGAGAUCUUCCUUCUCGCUGGUCAGCACAUCAUCACAGCGUUGCUGACCGAUCUCUGCGAGUGAUUUGUCACGAGUCCCGGCAACCAGGACCCUGAGCCUCGCCUGGCCUCGCCUACUGUUCAAGCCACUAUAAACCCCCCUCCUGCUUCUUCCCGUCACAAUCACCAUGACGGACGACGCCUAUCCUCAACCUCCCCCAGUCUCACGGGACGGUCAAAUGGGCUCCAUGGCCGCUGCUCUCAGAAUGAAAUUGGAAAACCUUCCCCAACUCAAUAUUCACAAUCUCAACCUCCACCGCAGCCAAAGUAACCGACGAUUCCAUGAAAUCAACUCUGCCUCCUCAUCUCGAUCCGCACACUCCUUUAGUGACCAGCAAUCGGACGACACCGAUGCCACAGACCUCACAUUGACGCCGAAUCGGUCGCGCGCUAGUACUUUUGACAACGCAGAAAGAAUCACAUCGCCUCUCGUGCAGUCUCGAUGCAAGCCUCCGCUCAGGGUGGUAUUGGGCACGGCUUCGAUGGGUUCGGAGGCAUCGCCUCUAGCCAAAGUCAACACGGUGGAAGACGCCCAGAAAUUCGUCAACCUCUUCCGCUCUAGAGGCUAUGCCGAUAUUGACACUGCUCGAGCCUAUCCUGUAGGGAAAGGCGGCACAUGUGAGGAGCUUUUGGGUAGAGAAGACCUCCGACUGUCCAAGUGGGCCAACGUGUCGACCAAGGUGGCCAGUUUCAUGCCUGGUUCUCACCGGGCCAGCAGGAUUGCCAUGAGCAUUGACCGAUCCCUUGAUGCCCUCAACAUGGAAAGCGUCGACAUCAUGUACCUCCAUGCCCCAGACAGAUUCACUCCCUUCAAGGAGACCUGCGAGGCCAUGAACAAGGCGUAUCAACAGGGCAAGUUCGAACGCUUCGGCCUCUCCAACUACUCGGUCGAGGAAGUCGAGGAGAUUGUCCGCAUCUGCGAAGAAAACGGCUAUGUCAAGCCCUCGGUGUACCAGGGCCAGUACAAUCCUAUCUGCCGAGGUGGUGAAGAACGACUCUUCUCGGUCUUGCGAGAACACAAUAUUGCUUUCUACGCGUACAGCCCUUCGGCUUGUGGCUUCUUCUCCAACAAGGUGUCGCGUGCAUCUACCAAGGACAAGAACAGCCGGUGGAACAUUGCCUCCCCAUUGGGGGCCAAGUAUGCCGGCGACUACUUCCACGACCCGCUGUUUGCGGCCGCCGAGAUUGUCCGUCAACAAGCCCUCAAACAUGGCAUCUCUGGUCACGCAGCUGCUCUACGCUGGACCACCUGGCACUCUCAACUUGGUGCCGAAUACGGUGACGCCGUCAUUGUAGGUGCAUCCAAACUUUCUCAACUCGAGGAGAACAUGCGCAUCCUCGAGGAAGGGCCUCUUCCGGAAGAUCUUGUGGACACCUUGAAUGGGGUCUGGGAAGACGUCAAAUCCCUGGAUAAAGGACCUCGUUUCUCCUUUGUCUAAAUGUAUUACGAUGUGGGUGGGCACAAAUGAGAAGAAACGAUGGCCUAGGGUUUCGGGACAUGUAUUCUUUUCGUGGCGUUUACGGUGGCUUCAACGCUGCAAUGAAGAACAUCAAGGGCGCCAGAUAUGUGGGGCAUGAAACUUCUUUUUUCGCUUCGAUCCCUCAAGUGCUGAGCUGGAUCUGUUUUGUGGCUUACAUUGACGUUCGCUGAGAACGUGUUGGUAUGGAUUAUGCUUUUCUUUUGUGGCACUAAGUCAUGUCAUGUAUAACGAUACCCAUUCAACUUGCGGCUGUAUGUUACUGGUGGGGGGAUACCAAAACAGCAUGGACUAAAGCAUGGACACGUCUCUGGAAGACGCAGGAAUGAAUCAGCCUGAUGCCUCACGAAACCCUAGGGGGUUGAGGGAUAGGGAUUGAUUGUACGAGCAUCACUGGCAUAUCAUACACCAUCAGCGCUGGUCAGGUCAGCACCCGAUUUGGAGGUGCCUGCAGUGCAGUGUGCUGCUCUUUUCCCAAUAUACAAUUGGACCAAUGCCAUGCGUCAAGUUCUUCGGCCUCGUGAAUGUUCUCAUCUUACUUCUCGUGUUCUACAGAUUCUCGACUUCGUGCAACUCGCAGCUAUUGGACUGGCCCAAGUGCUUACGCGCUCUGACCUCAGGUCACUCCGUCCACCUGUGGAUGAUUUGUUGCCAAUCGCAGCCACCGGGUUGAACAAGCCAGAUCCCUUGCUAUAGUCGAUCGAGCGUCGUCCAAGCGCCUGGUGUCCCUGCGCUGCCCUGCCUUUCCACUCGUCCUCGUGUACUCAAGCAUCCAGCCGGGCACAGAACCCCACAGGUACGACCUUCGUUGCAUGGAGUUGUAGGUCGUGGAGGCUGACUCGCAGUUUCGUUGCUAAUACAUCUGAGUAACGGCACCCUCAAGACACCCCUUAUGCGAGCUCGAUGCAACGUUCUGCCGCACUGCACUAAUACGGGCACACCACAAACGGUCGUAGUGUACUCAACAAGGCCUUUUCCUACUGGGCCAACCGCGACCGCAGGCUAGAAAAACCGCGGAAUGCGCCAGCACCGAGCCCAUAGCCGAGCGUAAGUAGUGGAGGGGGCUAGGAAAAAACCAACGAUACCAGCGGAUGGCUGAACGCUCAACCUGAGAGCCAGAGAGAGCAGCCAGACCCAGAGCUGAAAAGCAGCCCACAGAAGCGGAAUUCUCAAGCACGGGCAGACCACAAUACGAACGCACCCCAGUGAAUGAACAUGAUGAGCAAUACUGCCAGCACAAAAACACCCCUGCCAUGCAGUGGGAUCAAACCGCCAAACCAUGAACAUGUGUUGAGCGAAUUUUGUCUGGUACCAAAUCAAAACCAUGGUCCCGGGUCCAAAUGCCGCGCCACCUGCAAGCCAGGAGGAGACUCGAUCCUUGCGAAACCGGCACCACCAUCUGUUUUAAAGCGGGGGAUCUCUUGAUUCCGCAAGGACGAACCCGCCCAGGACCUCAUGACCAGGGCCUUGAGAGAACGGGUGCAAUCCAUGAAGCCUGGCGGCCCUGAGCAUUAUUACUCGUCUACUACCGAUCCGUUGUAGAGUACCUGCUAAGGGAUAGUGUGUCGCCGAGCUGCUAGUACUACUGAGUAAUCCCAGCAUUUGGCCAAACCAACGUGAGUCAAGUGUCUGGGUGCCCUCGGAUGCUUCUCCGGGAGAAAUCCGGUCCUCGUCAAGUGUGGGAAUCCUUCCUCGUCUCGAAGCACUCGGGCUGCACCAACGAAUCCUUCAGUGCCACCCUGCUGCCGUGACUUCGGUAGUGAUAACGUGACCUCUUGCUUCAUCAUGAUGAUGGAUAGCUCAAGGCUACUGGAUACCUAGGUUCCCAUCCCGAUUAACAGCACCCCGGCCUCUGGCCUAAGCGACCCCUUACCCCAGGCCCACUGGUGCUUGACCUCACUUGUAAGGCCACCCAAGAAAAUGCAAACUCCUUUGACUCGAUGUGUGACCAGAUCGCAAGAUUCGCGCAUGGGCUGAGGUGAGCAAUGAGGAGCAAGGGCAGCACUCAGUAUGAUGAUAAUGACGUGGGAAUGCAAUCCAUCUGAUGCAUCUCCUGAGCGGAAUUGACCAUUACAGGCUCAACUUUUCUCAAGAAACCCAUGUCACCAGACACUGCGCCAUCAAAUGCACCCCUGCUACAGUACUGUACAUACAGUACCAUGGAUGCGGCUAGCUGGCCAGUAUACGUUGCACGUGAAGGUUUGGUGGGCUGGCGAGUCGUGCGAGGCUCGCGUGCAGUUGACAGUACCGCUCGCUGCCACCACGCCCAUUACUAACCUAUAACAUGGCCGUUGGACAGAACAUCCCUGCCGCCUCGCUGUCGGUUAAGCGAGAGAAUUCGAGACCAGAAACGAGAUAUCGUGCGGGCAAGCACGACGGGACAAGACAACGGCACAUUGAAAGCCAUGUCUCAUGUUGGUCGCUGUCCCGCUUCCACGUUGAGAAAUCGCUCUCUGCCCAUCAAUCGCGACCCUCCUCCCUCUCUCUGCACUGUACGAUGAAUGAUCUAUACCCAAUGCGGUCCAAACGAGAGGACGAACAUGGCUGGAGUUGCCGGGAACCUGUCCAGACCAAUAUGGCGAUCCGGAUAGGCCAUGGUCUUGCCGCGCGUGGUUUGCCUCGACCACCUCUAUCGUCGAUCCUAGUCUGUGGCUGAAACCCUCGAUCGGGAUAGGAAGCCAUCUAGAGAGUACAGUAGUACAUGCGCCGAUCCGUCUUGGUUGUCCGAUCUUCACCCCGCGCGGAGCCCACGCUGUUGGUACCUACCAUGAACAUAGGUACACACCAUCGGAACAGCUGAACCUGUCAACAUCAACAGGGAAACUGGAGCGAUGGAUAGCUGCAAAAUAGACUUUCCUCUGUCACUACAUUUAUAAACAACAAAUGGAAAACUGUUCCGUUCGCCAUUUCGGUGUCUUCUGCCGCCCCUCACAUCCAGAGGCAGAUUCCAGCCCACCGAAAAAGCCAACCAAAGCUGAACAGCGGGUAAUAGCUAUCAUAAUGCUACUGACCAGGAGCCGUUGCAAGCCAAUUUACUGCAACCUUGAUCUCCUAGACCUUCUGGACGGUUAUCUCUGCAACUAUUUUUACUGUCAACCUGUAAGGGGAAAAGUUUAUUACCCGUCCAUGGCACACUGUGGCUUUUUCAAUGCACCCUGCAACGGGUUGAGUCCCUAGAGCGGUACGAGGCCUUCAACAAGGGCAUGUGCAAGGCUGCUUGCCCGGCCCUUGCAAGUUGCUACAGUACUGCUGCAUCAACUCGCUUGACAGCCCGUCCCAAGCCACCUGUGUUCCGGAAACAACGUCUAUCGUUAACCGAAGUAGUCAAUGCGAAAGCGCACGUUUCAGAUUUUCAGCACUAUCACCUACACGCGAGUUCCAACGGAUGCCCCUUGCGAUCUGUGGUCGAUCGCAGGCUAGUAUGGAUUUUCCAUUGAGGCGCGAUGCUGGAGAAGCAGCUACAAUGUACAGUACAGGAUGCGUGCCCUAGGCGGCCUGGCACGCCUCGCCUAGAGCACGUCAAAAGUGGGAACUUUCGAGAUCUAGAACCAUCGCUAAGCGAUCGCAAGAUGUUUCCUCCUCUGUAACAGCUAGCUGUUGCUUGGACCCAACAUGCCACGUGCACCACAUUCCGCCAACUUUACUACUAUUAGCGAACCUACAAAAGUCCCAAUUCUGGAUGUUUAUUCCUCGCUUGAGGCAGCUGCAGCGUUCCAAUGGAGCCGGGGGUAUUGUUUUGUUCUUGGGACGUACUACUUCCCACCACACUCUUGGGCUGGCUGGCGAUAUACGCGUACAACUCUAACCUCUUACGUGGAAUACGGGAUAUCCAGUCCCACAAUCACGGUAUGAGUUUGCUACUUUCUGGCUGAACUGGCAAUCAGUCAGUCAGCCAGCCACAGAACCAGGAAGCUUUUUUCUUCUUAUUCUGCACCUGGUACGC